AUGCUGCAAGAAAGAAAGGCAUCAGACGCCCCCAUUGACGAGAACCUGAGCUACUACAGCCUGACGUACGGCUGCAAGCACGGCGGAAGAACGCACAAAUCCGUGUCAACAGGUGCUCGUCCUAAACAAACGAAUGCAACUUCACUGCUCCUAUGUAUCAUUUUAUACAAGACAUACAAGAUCAAAUGCCCGGCCCACAUUUCCUUCCUUGCCACCAAAGAUGGGAAAUGCUUGGAAGUCAUUGAAGUGGUUGACGAACACGCUCACACGUUGAGUGAGAAGUGUUUCCAGCUCCUGCCACGCCAAAGAAGGCUCAACGAAGAGGAAACAGGUGAAGCGAAGAAACUUCUCGCACUAAAAGCUAAUAAGAAAUGCAUACAAGGGCACUUCUUCAAUGGUGAGAAGAGAAUACUCCUGCGUGACCUUCACAACUUAACAACAAACAUGCAGGCGGAGAAAGGGAAAGGGUCAACGCUCAAUUUCAUUGCCUCACGUGUGGAGGAAUCUGGCGGCACUAUGGACAUUCUUGUGGAUAGUGAUGAUGUGCUGACUGACCUUUUCUACCAGGAUAGUGGCAUGAAAAAGGCAUAUGAGAACUUUCCAGAGAUUGUUUUUGUUGAUGCCAUUCAUAAGACCAAUGAUAAACCGAUGCCAUUGUAUGUUGUCCUUGUGGAGGAUUCCAUAUGGUGAGAGUGAAAUAGGGGCAUUGAUAUUGGGUGCAGGUGAG
Messenger RNA from Dermacentor silvarum, 727 nucleotides. RefSeq lists its product as uncharacterized. The coding region runs from base 1 to 690 and encodes 229 amino acids. Lineage: Eukaryota; Metazoa; Arthropoda; Arachnida; Ixodida; Ixodidae. The record is from RefSeq and is a predicted model, not a curated record. The transcript has 3 exons.